Messenger RNA from Naegleria gruberi, 991 nucleotides. RefSeq lists its product as uncharacterized. NCBI's taxonomy places the organism in Eukaryota, Heterolobosea, Eutetramitea, Acrasida, Naegleriidae. The record is from RefSeq and is a predicted model, not a curated record. The transcript has a single exon. The annotation marks the transcript as partial.
AGAGUCUGUACACUAUUCAUCAUUGGCUCAUCCCAUAGACCUUUGUACCAAAAUUUCCAAAUCACUUAUUGCUUUAUAUGCAGUUGGUGAAGGGCAGGUUGAAUUGGCUUCUCAUUAUUUAAAAUAUAUUAAGGAAUUUCAAAAUGAUCCGCUUUUGGAUAAUGUUAAAAAAAUGAAAUUUGAAAUGCUUGCCUCCAAAAUUGAGUCCCACAUCUCAGCUGGAGAUGAUGAUGUGGAGAGCUUGAAAAUAGUAUGGAAACUCUUUACCAAGUUUUAUGAUGUUUACGUAAACGACAACAAGUAUGAUUUACAAUCAAUCAACAAUGGUGUUUCGUUAGAAAAUGCUCCAAUUACAAUAUCUCUAAUAUGUUCAGUUAGAGAAUUACUCUACAACAUGAUUUCUAAUAAGAGCCUCACUAACAACCAAAAACAUAUCAAACAUGCCAGUAUUGAACUGAUGCACCUUUACGGUAUUUAUUCCACAUUUAAAUACUUAAACUUGCAAGUCCAUGCUAUGAAAGAAAUAGUUGAGAAGGUGGAAUUAUUGUUAACCGAUUUGCCAUUAUUGCUUCCCCUUUAUUCAUUUCAUAAUUUGGCAGUUUUUGUCUACUAUAGAAUUAACCAAUUUGAUUCUGUUCGAAAGAACGUGAUUGAAAAACUCGUACAUGGAAGAAAUAUUAGGGAUGUAUUUGAGGAUGAAGAAGAACGAAUUUAUUUUGAAAAAGUUUUACUUCACAUCAAUUUGGUGAAUUCCUUCUCUUCCAGAUAUCGUAUGAUACCUAAACUCUUUCCUAGACUUGUAAGAGAACUAAAUUCAAUCGUCAAGUGGAAAUUUGACCUUCAAAUGACUUGUCUUAAACCUUGCAUCACAGAUGAAAUGCCCACCAAUAUUAUGCCCAAAGAAACAACUACAGACGAUCAAAGAUAUCAAUCGUGCUUUGAAAGGUAUAGGGCUAGCAUCAGAGAAAAUAUUGGGUCUUAUGGAUUUUAA